Molecule: messenger RNA, 1920 nt
Organism: Thecamonas trahens ATCC 50062
Lineage: Eukaryota; Apusomonadida; Apusomonadidae
Product: ATP-binding cassette sub-family F member 1
Exons: 2
Coding region: 1-1920 (639 amino acids)
Molecular function (GO): ATP binding; ATP hydrolysis activity
Source: RefSeq, a predicted model, not a curated record
AUGGUCAUGGUCAUGGUCAUCAUCAUCACUCCCAUCAUCAUGGUCAUGGUCAUCAUGGUCAUGGUCAUCAUCAUCAUCAUCAUAUGUUCGGAUCGGCUCGACCGUAGGCUCGUCUGGCUCGGCUGUGGCGGCGACGAGACCGUGCCAAAAACGACGACGACCGAGGCCAUGUCACCGCGACCGACUCAGCCCAUCCCAGACUUAUCUACGACGCCCAUGGCGCAUCUGACCAUUGAGAACCUCUCGCUCUCUGUUGGCUCGAGUGUUCUGUUAGACUCGGUAUCGGCCCAUGCGGCGAGUGGCCAGCGAGUGGCGCUAGUCGGUCGCAACGGGUGCGGCAAGUCGACGCUGCUGCGAGCGGUGGCCGCGGCGGUUGCUGGCGUCCCGUGUGAGCCCGAGGCACCGCCGUACUACGUCAUCGGCGCCGGAACCAUCGAUGGCGGACAGUGCGCGGCUGGAUCGGCUGUGCUGGUGGAGCAGGAUGCGCUGCAGUGGCGGACGCUGCUUGGUGCCGGCGACGAGGCUGAUCUGGUGGCCCUGCCUGUGGCCGAUGCCAUCGAGUGGGCGGCGGCCGAGGGAAGCGAGACAGCGCUGGACGAUGCUGAUGGCUGGCGCCGGGUCUGCGUCGCCGCGCACGAGGUGCUCGAGUGGCGGACGGCCGGCUACGAUGAGACUCCCAUCGCAGAGCUCUCGCCAGGCUGCGCCAUGCGGGCCUACCUCGCCAUCGCCAUCUACCGGUACGGCAUCCAGCUGCUCAUCCUUGACGAGCCAACCAACCAUCUUGACCUGCCGAGCAUCAUGUGGCUGCAAAAGGCACUGGUAGCGAGCGGCAAGACCGUGCUUGUCGUCUCGCACGACGCCGCCUUUCUCGAUGCCGUCUGCGACCACGUGUGGGCCGUCGAUGCUGACUCGGGCAGCUUGGCCGUCUCGGGCGCCUCCUACUCGGACUUUCGCCGCGCCGAGGACCUGGCUCGCGAGCAGCACAUCGCCGCCUUUGAAGCGCAGGAGAAGCGCCACAAGAAGCUCACCGCCGCUGCCGACAAGCUGAAGCAGGCUGCCGCGUCGGGACAGCGGUUUGCCGGCAAGGACAAGGACAAGCUGCAGCGCGACUUUAAGCGCGAUCGCGCCGGCCGAUCCGGUCGCAAGGCCAAGGCUGUCGAGAAGCUCCGCGACGGCGGGGGCAAACUCGACAAACUUGUCCUCCGCUCACCGCUCUCCAUCGACAUCGAGCCGCUGGGCGCCGGUUUUGACUCGUCGCUCAUGCUCGAGGAGGCCGUCAUCGGCUACGGCGACGCCCGGCUACCGCUGCCUCCGCUCUCGCUUCGGGUGGACUUUGGCGAGCGAGUCGCCCUCGUCGGCUUCAAUGGUGUCGGCAAGUCGACCCUGCUGCGGACGCUAAUCAAGACUCAGCCGCCAGUGGAAGGCCGCGCAGUCAUCGGCCGCGAGCUGUGCAUCGGCAACUUGACCCAGGAGCACGAGAGCCUGCCGCGCCACGUCUCUCCCCGAGCACACUUUAUGGAUCUGACCGGCGAGCCGCGGACCCGGACAGGCGCUCGGCUGCUGCGGUACGGGCUGACUCGCCGACAGGUCGACUGCCCCAUCGGUGAGCUGAAUCCGGGCGCCCGUGUCCGCGCGCUGCUGGCGAGCUUCUCCAUGCGCAAGGUCAACACGCUCAUUCUCGACGAGCCAACGAACCAUCUCGACGAGGAGGCGGUAGACGAGGUCAUUGCCACCCUCAACGAGUUUGCCGGCACUGUUGUCGUCGUUUCGCACUCGCUUGCUUUUCUCCGCGCCCUCGAGCUCUCCCGCAUUCUGCGCCUCGACUCGGCCGGCCUAACCGAGGUCGGCUCGCUCGAUGCGUUCGUGGACGAGAUAGACGACGCCGCUGCCGACGUCGUCGUUGCGUGUGGGUGGACGUAG